CAAUGGAAGGUUUUUUUGGGAAGGGGGGAAAGAAUUCUGUUUCUAGCCUCUUUGAAACAGCUGCAUGUGGAGCUGCAGAGAUAGCAAGCACCGUGGCUAUGAAUCACCCAUCUGUCCAGUGGAUUUGUCACCCUUGCUCAAGACCUGCAGGGCACAGCAGCAUUUCUCAAAAGCAUCCCUUAAGAUUGGGCCACUCUGCUGCAGCAGGAGCAGCAUCCACACCAGAAUGAGCUAAGGACUGCUUCCUUGGCACUCUUCUCUUUGUGCCAAACCUGCGGCUCUUUCCCUGACCCCUUCAGAGCCUGCUUCGGCCAGGGUCAGGAUGGCUGGUACACUUCGGCUUAAAUCUGGAUCAGCUCAGGUAGCGAUGCAAGCAGACAACCGUGAUGCUCCUGUCCAGACCGGUAGAUAGAUAAUCCUGUGUUAGCAGCAGCAGCUGGAACGCGUGAAAGGGAUCGCCGCCAUCCGUGACCCCCCCGUUCCGGGUUCCCAAGGGGCAGCAGCGGAGAUGCAAAUCCCUCCAGCUCAGCCCUCCGCUUUGGAGAGACCAUUUCAUACCUGACCAUCUUCCUUCUGACUCCGCAGCAGGAAGAUUUUUCACCUUGACUCCUGUCUGCAGUCUUCACUCUCCAACCUCACAAGGUUGUCCACUGUGCCGAUCACAUUUGACUUGCAAGGCAGGUGAGGAGGAGGAGGAGGAGAAGCACCUCCCCCCUUGGCUCUCUCUCCAGACUGGCCCAAGGCAUUCCGCACAGGUAUGGGCAUUUUGAAGGAGGAAGGCAAAGGAUCCCAGCGCAUCAGAGGAUCCGCAGGCACAAGGCGGACAGAAAGGGCAUCUCCCUCUCUCCCUCCAUGAGCCAGUGUGCGGAGGAGGCCGUUUUCCUGAUGAGAAGCCAGCAAGUGAGCUGGCAACAUCCAACUCUCUUCUCUGCUGGCAUAUUCCCAGUCUGAUCAGGCCUCAGGUUUGAGAUCUGAAGAGGACCACACCUUGACCUAUCCAUUGGUUGGAUGAAGGGAUCGGGCAGGCAUGGGCUGAAGGAUCUCAGCCAGCAGAGAGGAUGACAGCUUGCUCCAGCAAGAAUCAGGGCUAAACCUAGAUCUUAUGUACUGACCUGAGACAUUUGGAUGCCUCCCUCCAUCCCAUGUACAAAAUCUGGCCCGACUGGCUCAAUGUUGGUGAGGAUGUGAAAGAUGGCUGAGAGCUCUCAAAUUGCUGCUGGUCCUUUUGCGGCAAAGUCUUCUCCCCGACCAUAUCUUCAGCAGGAUGGUGGGCUUACUGGUUCCCAGCAUUUAGUCAAUCACCUCGCUGGUUCCGGCAAAGAAGAGGACUGGGAAGAUGAAGAUGGGAAUGAACUGAUAUUUGCCUUAGACGAUGAGGAAGAUGUAUCUCCUGACUCAGCUGACCUUUUUUCUCCAUGUGAAGAAAUCGGGAAACAGGAAGUCCCCCAAGCAGAGUCCAUGUUCCUUAUGCCAUCCCCUCUCCCCUCUCCUCCUGAAUCAGAUUUCUUGCCUGCCCUCCCCAUCUCUAAUUCACCCAGCUUCCCACCCCAGAGGUGUGCCGGCCUCAUAAACCCUCAAGGCCCCAAACCAUUCCUCAACUUGGUGAAAUCCCUGUCAACUGAAAUUGAACCCCGGGACGGUUCUUCCCUGAAGCCCCAGCCGCUGUUGAGUUUGGUCAAAUCCAUUUCCACGGAGAUUUCCCGGCUGGAGCCAGAGGUGACACAGUCCAAGUCUGAUUCUAAGCUCAACGUCCACCUGUGGCGGCAGAUCACCCAGCCGAAGGGCAAAAAUGGGGAUUCCAGGACAGCCCCUUCCUCUCCCAACAUUUCCCCCUCAGAGAGCAAAAGCAGUUUCCUCAAGGCCCAGGAGGCCAAAUUUGAGGACACCAAAAGGCGGUUUUCAGAGGCCAUGCAUGAACCCCUUAGUCGGCUCAGCAAAAUAAUUGGGGAAGAGAAUAACCUCUCACCAAAACACAAAUCCCCCCUUUCUGGCCGCCACGUCCACGAUUUGCCAUCUAGCCACAGCAAGGAGGCCAUCUUGGAAGCCAAGGCAGAAUGCCCCAGUGAGACUGAUCCGCAUGGGGCUGUUUCAGGCCAGCCAUCUGGAAGGAGGCAAGCUGAGGAAUAUUUCCCCACUGAGCAGAAGUGGGGACCCUCCUUGAACUGCCAAUAUGAAAUCUGCUCCUACGGAGAUGUCAUCCAGGUGGCAGACAUAGCUCAGGACGAGAGUGGAGAUGCAGAGGAAGUGCGGACGUUUCAGCCUCUGGACACCCUCCGCCCCGCCAAGCCUUGCAGCAGAGUGCCGUGUAAAGCCCUUGCCUGCAUCGCAAUCUUGGCCUACAACUAUUUUGUCCUGCCGCUUCCUGCUUUCCUCUCGGGCCUCUGCCUUGGCAUGGCUUGUGGGUUCAUGAUGGGCUUCCUGAUCAUUCUUCUGCUGGUGCCAAAGCAGGGCCUGUCUCCACGGAAAAGGCAGACACCUCAGGACAAGCUGCCGCCUGAGAUGCUACAUCAGCAGCCUCGGGAACCCAACAUGCUUAAGGGAUGGAUGAAUGAAAUGUAUUUCUACGAUCCUGAGAUCUACCACCCAUCGCUUACCCAUUCUGUGUUCGUGUCCUUGGAGGAUGCCAGUAUGAAGCUCUCCUACCCCAAGAACAACAUCUCUCGGCGAGCCACCUUUGAGGAAGAGAUCUGCGAGGUGGCUUUUGUGAGUCACCGCCAUUACAAAAUGAGCGGUGCAAAGAUCUUUCUCUCCCCACCUGGGCUGGCCCGCAAGCGGAUGUGGAACAAGAAAUACCCCAUCUGCAUUCUCUUCCCUGAGCAAGAUGACUUCACUUGCAAAGGGUCCAGUGAGCAUGACGUGGACCACGGAAGAGAGAAGACUGCGACGAGGAGGCAGGCACCAGCCCAGGAGACCCCUCCCAGACAUCCGGCUGAGCCUCAGGAAAGGACUCUUUACCUCUUUGGCAGAACGGGAAGGGAUAAAGAGGAAUGGUUUCAGCAUCUUGUGAGGGCCUCCCAAGCCGAAGGUUGUGAGCCAUGCAAUGCCAAUGCAGGUUUAAACCAGCUUGGCCCAUCAGGGAAGGGGACAUGCAGCAACAGCCAGGACAGCACAGAAGAUCUCCAUUCUCUGGUCAAGUCCACGGACCUUGUCGCAAAUGUCCGAGAGAAGCUCCUCUUGGAUUAUAACACGUACAUGUCCCGGAUAGUCCCGACGCCGAACAGCUGCAGCCCACCCGAGAGCCCCUGCCACAGCACAACAGGCAGCCCAAAGCCAAAAAAGUUCCUCGGAGGUGCAGACGUCGCCAGCGGAACACACACGGCUUGGGCCAAUGCAGUCCUUGGGCGAAUGUUUUGGGACUUCCUGCAGGAAAAAUAUUGGGCAGACCAAGUUUCAAACAAGAUUCAGAAGAAAUUGGGCAGAAUCAAGUUGCCGUACUUCAUGAAUGAGCUCACACUCACCGAACUGGACAUGGGGGCAUCAGUCCCACACAUCCUUAGUGCAUCAAACCCAACCAUCGAUCGCCAAGGGCUUUGGGUUGACAUGGAAGUGACCUACAAUGGAUCCCUGCAGAUGACCCUGGAGACAAAGAUGAACUUGUACAAACUCGGCAAAGAAGCCCUGGGGGAAGAGAAUGGAAAAGCUGACAAUGGCAGGGAAGGCGCAAAGCCCCUUGUAGUCCUCCUGGCUGACAGCGACGCAGAGUCCUCCAGCGCCGGCUCUUCUGAUGAGGAUGACAUGCCCACUAUGGAGCCCUCAGGGACCCCCGGAGAAAGGAACACCCCUCCCGGGACUGAAGGCCACGUCAGUGGCAACAGCACCAGCCGGAAGAUCCUGCGCUUCGUGGACAAGAUUGCCAAGUCCAAAUACUUCCAGAAGGCCACAGAGAAUGAGUUCAUUAAGAAGAAGAUUGAGGAGGUCUCCAACACCCCCUUGCUGUUGACCGUGGAGGUCCAAGAACUGACAGGAACAUUGGCUGUGAACAUCCCCCCGCCCCCGACAGAUCGGAUCUGGUACAGUUUCCGGAUUCCACCCCAGCUGGAUUUGAAAGUCCGUCCAAAACUGGGGGAGCGGGAGGUCACCUUCAUCCACGUCACGGAAUGGAUUGAGAAGAAGCUUCAGCACGAGUUCCAGAAAGUUUUAGUGAUGCCAAAUAUGGAUGAUCUCAUCUUACCCCUUAUGCAUUCUGGUUUGGAAUCCCAGCUGCCCACGGAAGGACCCCAGAAGGAUUUCCAAGAAGAGGGCGCAAAGAAAUUUUGAGGAGCUGCCCACAGGGUGGACAGCUCAAAGAUGCUUGAUGGCAUCCUCCAAGAUUGGACCUGAUUCUUUCAUUGCCAGACUGAGAACCCAGUGUCACAAACAUUGCUGGUCGCAUUUCCGCUGGCCCGCCUCUUCAGCUUGUUCACAGGCUCUCUAAGGCAAAGGAGUUCCCCCUCCUCCCCUGAUAUUUCACAGCACAGGAUGCAUUUCUCAAAGAGGAGGUAUUCCGGGCAGGUGAAUCACAUCCUUCUCACCCAAAGGCACCAGAUUCUUACCAGUGCAAGCAGGGACUUCUGCAGUGCUGUUAAAACCACUGCCAAGAAGAAAGUGGGGAAGAUUCCAAGCCCACUUUUGCCUACAUCCUGCCUUUGCAAACAACAGCCAUAUGAAGCACCAUUUAAAUGCUAGAAAAGGAAGGAAGGAAAUAAACUCUUUCUGCGAGUAGUCUGAAGUCCUCCCAUUUCCACCCAGCCUUGCAGUGUUGGGGGGGAGACGGGCCCCAAACCUUGAAUGUUGAGCCACCAAGCGUUGCCUCUCUCCCGGCUGCUACUCCCAGCCUGAGGAAGAUUGUCAAAGUUAACCUCAGCGGUGACUGCAGGUUGACGCCGAGUGAGAAUAUAUUACAUGAUUAAAAGAGACAAUUCAGGGCAAAUCACAGAUUUUGAGAUUUUCAUUGGCAAAAAAACAAUGUGGGAGAAAAGAUUAACUUCCCCCUACCCACCAUGCCACGGUCCUGAUCCAGACCAUCACCCUCCCCUUUGGCAGGUGGCUGCUGUUUGGAAAGAAAGGGGGCUGGUGCUGACUCCAGGAAUUUAUAAAUGCACUUAAAAUUGCACCUAGCUUGAUUUUGAAAAUGUCCAAGGAUGACACGCUCUGCAGCUGGGACACUCUGGGGCUGGAGGCUGUAGCCAGUUUCAUGAGAAUCAUUGGGGGAGGGUUUCCAAAAGCUGCACAGCCUCCACAUUGGUGUGAGACUGGAGACUAUCUAAGAAGGCAACCAAGAGCGCCAAAGCAAGGGUAGUGUGUGCAGGCCAAACCUCAUUCUCCAAGGGACUGUUAGAAAAAGAAGCAUAAUGUUUUAACCCAUGACGCCACAAGUGAGGCAGCAAAGGGGGCCUGAGGCACGCGCUGCUUUCUCUCCCAAUUACAUACAUCCUCCACUUGCCUUUAACACUCCAGCCCACCUCUGCACUCCUGUCUCUAAACCAAUCUUCCCAACCGGGCGCCAUCCAGCACGUUUGGACUACAACUCCCAUCAGCCCCAGCCAGCACAGCUGAUGAGCGUUGUAGUCCAAAACAGCUAAAGGGCACCAGGUUGGAAGAGGGUGCUCCAAACCCGUGUCAAGUCCUUGGGGGGUUAACCCCGAGGGCAUUUGGCAGAGCAAAGGAAACAGAGCCAGCCAUCCAAUGAGAAGGGGGUCACUGUGGGACUCUUUAUCUUUCGUGCAAUAAAACGUUUUAACAGAGCAAUAGCUUUGGGAAGUUAAUGACGGCGACGCAGCGGUCGCAUCUACUCAAAGGGCUCUGCAAACCAUGGAUAACGUGCAAGUCAGAGCCGACCCGAAAUGGCAGGGGAGGUGAAGGAAAAUAAAGGUUUGCAUCGAUCUUGGGGGGGCUGUUUGCUUUCUGUUGUUCUUUCUGUUUCACAAGCUUUGUAUCUUGCAUUUUGUCUGCGAAAGAAGUAAAGCUGCUGGUUUGACCCAAGUUUCACUUCCAUCUUAGGGCACAUCUACACGACAAAGUUAAAUCACUUGGAAACUAAAUUAAUUCCAUAUUUAACACCUGGAGGGCACAUUUAGCGGCUGUGUGGCUUACUGACUCUCCAGCAGCCUUGCCAAUCUGGCACCCUCCAUAUGUUUUGGACCACAGUUCCCUGGGGCUCAUGAGAGUUCGAGUCCAACAACAUAAGGAGGGCACCAGGCUGGAGAAGACCAAGUUACCCUUUGCUCUAGGGUCACUUGGCCAAAAUAGGUACCUCCACGCACAUCUCCGGAAGUAAGUCCCAUUGAACUCAAUGGGCAUGCCUGAGUAGACAUGGAGUUAUAUCCAACUCAGCCUUAUUCAGGGCAGAUCCACCGACACUGAUACACCUAACUUAGUCAUUUCAUUAAUUUCAAUAGGACUAACAUUGGAUCUCACCCAUGCAUGGGACUGCACUCUUAAGUCAGAUGUUUAACUGCUUGGCCCUGGAAGACUUCACAGAUGGAUGGGCAGGUGGGGGCAAGUUCUUUCCAAGAACAGAAGGCCAAGCAGCAGGUUUGUUUCAGUAUAUUCGUAUUUGCAACAGCUCAAAGGAGGGACAAUGCUGGGCUGAGCCAGACUUUGGAACCGUCUUCUCCAGAGGAACCUUUUUACAAUUCCUCCUCAGUUUCCAGUUUCCCUUUCACCAAGUGUUUCUUCUGCGGGCCCUGGAACGGAAGCAGUAAAAAGCGGCCUCAGAAUCUUAUGGCUACAUUUGCAAGACAAAAGGCAAUUUGCAUCAAGGUUAUGGACGUCAAAGGAUUCUGACAGAAACGGGGACAGAAAUGGCCAAUGUUCACUCAUUUGUCCCAUGCCCGGAACAGAAAUCUCUACAAGCGAGUAUGAUCAGAAUUUGCUUUGUUGUUGCUUUCAGCCCGUAAAUGAUACAUAACUGAUUACAUUCCCCCACACACAUUUUCACUGCAGUGAAAUUAAUGGUAUGGAAUAAUGUAAUGAAAAUAUAA
Rhineura floridana is the source of this 6962-nucleotide messenger RNA. RefSeq names its product testis-expressed protein 2-like. NCBI's taxonomy places the organism in Eukaryota, Metazoa, Chordata, Lepidosauria, Squamata, Rhineuridae. The transcript has 15 exons. The record is from RefSeq and is a predicted model, not a curated record. Gene Ontology annotation, cellular component: endoplasmic reticulum. Bases 1192 to 4257 code for a protein of 1021 amino acids. Gene Ontology annotation, molecular function: lipid binding.